This is a messenger RNA of Exophiala mesophila, 699 nucleotides long. RefSeq lists its product as uncharacterized. NCBI's taxonomy places the organism in Eukaryota, Fungi, Ascomycota, Eurotiomycetes, Chaetothyriales, Herpotrichiellaceae. The record is from RefSeq and is a predicted model, not a curated record. The transcript has 3 exons. Bases 1 to 699 code for a protein of 232 amino acids.
AUGGUCGGCCCAUAUUUCCUCUUCGUUAAUUCCAGGCCGAUUCCUGAAUCGGGAACCGACGAUGCUCUCUGGGAGAAGUGGUAUGUGACUGAACAUCUCCCAGAUCUCAUCUCCAGUGGCACAGCCACGCGAGGCACCUUUUACCGCGAGACGUACGAUUUUCCAGGCGCGCCAAAGGAGAAGAAUCCACGCAACUUUCUAGCUGUCUAUCACACCGAGUUUGAGGAAUCGCUCGAAACGAAGAAUUUCAAGGAGAAGACCAGACCUGGUAGUGAUUUGUUCCCAAACAAGUUUCAUAUUCUCGAGAAUGGAGAUUUUGAUGUUCGGAAUUACAAGUUGUUGGUUGACUAUGAUCCAAAGAAGAUUGGAGAAGUUCCCCCACCAUUUAUGGUGACUGUGGAGAUGGAAACUGAUGACGAGGAGGGUCUGAAUAAGUGGUACGAGGAGGAGCACCUCGAAUUGUUGAGUAAGCUACCUGGAUAUCGCCGUUCUGCUCGUUAUACCCUUGGGCCUGUGAGCGUUCUCAGCACAACAAAGGCUUCGAAAUACUUGGCUAUUCAUGAACUCGACAAUCUUAAGGGGCUCGGCAGUAAAGAGGCGGAAACGGCAAACACCACACCUCAAUCGAUCAAACAUAUCACCACCAGCAAGGUCUUCAUUGCCAGAGCGUGGGAAUUGGUUCAUUCUGAAGGAUUCUGA